Molecule: messenger RNA, 685 nt
Organism: Annulohypoxylon truncatum
Lineage: Eukaryota; Fungi; Ascomycota; Sordariomycetes; Xylariales; Hypoxylaceae
Product: ribonuclease-domain-containing protein
Exons: 2
Coding region: 108-512 (134 amino acids)
Molecular function (GO): RNA nuclease activity; RNA binding
Source: RefSeq, a predicted model, not a curated record
AUAGGUGUAUAAAUAGGAUCCUCCAUUCCGUCCUGUGUCGUAGCCAGUCUGCCUCAACCAGCUCGAAUAUAGCUCUUUGACGAAGUCUAUACCAUAUAACCAGGGCCAUGUACUUCGUCAACAGCAUUUCCCUUCUGCCCCUUGUGGCCUUCAUCGCAUCCGUGACAGCCGCCCCACUCCUCACGGAACGUGAAGCGCUCGCGGCCACAACAUGCGGGUCAACUUACUACACUGCCACCCAAGUAAACCAAGCUGCUCAGAAGGCGUGUAGCUACUACACCUCCGGCGAUGCUCCCGGAGGCUACCCGCACACGUAUAACAACUAUGAGGGUUUCUCGUUUGCGGUAGCCGGGCCUUAUCUCGAGUUCCCGAUGUUGACGAGCGGCGUGUACACCGGCGGAUCCCCCGGAGCUGACCGAGUCGUCAUCAACACCUCCUGCAAGCUCGCAGGUGAAAUCACCCAUACCGGGGCUAGCGGUAACAACUUCGUCGGCUGCUCGGGGACGUCUUAGCCAGAUGGCCGUCGAAUUGGUGUUAUAGGGAUCGAUGGCUUAUUAUAAGUCGAGAGACCCAUGAAUAAGUCGUAUUCCAGACAUAAUACAAUGUAUAUGAAUAGUCUAAAUCAUGAUUUAGUGUGCUCUUAAAUAUUCAGUGCCUUGUCCAUAAAUUUUACGGAACAUUCCUU